Danaus plexippus (monarch butterfly) is the source of this 5738-nucleotide messenger RNA. RefSeq lists its product as uncharacterized. The transcript has 14 exons. The coding region runs from base 260 to 5137 and encodes 1625 amino acids. Gene Ontology annotation, molecular function: protein binding. NCBI's taxonomy places the organism in Eukaryota, Metazoa, Arthropoda, Insecta, Lepidoptera, Nymphalidae. The record is from RefSeq and is a predicted model, not a curated record.
UCCAAUAUGGCGGUAAAUGGUGUAUGAAAGGUGUAAAAUGUUUUGAAUCGAAUCGAACAUAGAAAAUCAUAAGAAAUACCGUUUAUACGUAUUAAAGUACUCAAAAUGUCUGUAAUCAUCAUCGAAAUAUCGUGUUAAAGGCAUCGCUAGUGCGUUAUAGUCGCGUGUUUUGUGUUAAAAAUUGUGUUAUUUUUGUGUGAUGUGAGUCCUUUUCUAAUGUGUUCAAAAGUGCUAUGUGUUUCUAGGCCUUGUGAUAGAUAUGUCUACUAAUGAUAGAGUUACAUGCUCGGGCGUGACUGACAAAAGUUCUGCCGCAGCUGACACAGCUAGUGUACAGAGCGACGAUGUUUUUAAGAAAAAGGAAUACAAACAGAGAAAAGUCUGUUUUCCUGAGGAACAUCAAUUGGUGACAAAAUAUUUUGAACCUUCCAAUCCCUGGCAAGACAUACCCACGACUACACGGUCACAACUAGCAGCAGAAUAUUUGGAGUCAUGCAGAAAACACAGAACACCACCCAUAGAUUCUGUCCUGCAGCAGAUAAGGGAACUACCAGACAAUACCAUAGGUGGUGGUGUCAGAUCAGCUCGCCUGACCCUCUCCCAAUGUUCGCUUCUCGGACCUCGUCCCAUAGACGCUCUGGAAGCCCUCAUGAGGAAGGUGCAGUUCAGACGACUCGAGUUGGACCACGCCGAUAUAGACGAUGAGGGAGCGGAGGCGUUAUUUGACAUGAUAGAAUUCUAUGAGAGCACAUCGGCGAUAUGUCUGAUGGGUCCCCAGAGGUUCGGCAUCCGGGGAUGGCAGGCUGCUUCCAGGAUGAUCAAGAAGAGUGUAGAGCUGACAGAGUUGGAGGUGUGCGACAGUCCGUUAGAGUCGUCACACGCGCCAGUCCUAGAGAGGGCGCUCCGCCCCGCCUCGUGUAGGUUGAGGGUGCUCUGCUUACAACAGGCAGCGCUAGCCGGGGAACCGCUGCUAUGCCUCGUUAUAGCGUUGAAGACGAACACAUCGAUCCGCGAGCUGCGGCUGGGAGACAACAGACUCACGCCGUCAGACGCGCAGCAGAUAGCAUCAGUGCUGAGAUACAACACGAGAUUACAACUAUUGGAUCUGUCUAAUAACUUGAUACAGGACUCUGGCGUGGAGUACAUUUCGUCAGCUCUUGUCGAACAAGCGGAGCACUCGCCGCCGUCCGCGGUAGCGUCCCCGCUCUCACCGCACUCCGCCUGCGGCUACGAGUCCACCGGUCUGGCGUUUCUCGUGCUAUGGAACAACCAGCUAACGAGGAACUGCGCACAGAAUCUAGCUAAAGUACUGCGCACAUCAAAGUCCCUGUGCGUUUUGAACGUCGGUCGUAACCCCCUGGGCUCGGAGGCCGUGAGGUCUCUAGUGGGGCGAGGGUUGGUGUCCCUGGGCCUACAAGCCGCCAGGCUCGGACCGGACGCGGCCAGGGGACUGGCUGAUAUUAUAAGAGGGGGGGAGAGACUACAGAGGUUGGAUCUCCGGGACAACAAGCUGGGCGUGCCAGGACUACAGGCGAUACUAGCAGCUGUUAAAGAACACGCCUCCAUCACACAGAUAGACCUGGAUGAUCCAGCGGAGUCACAGACGGGCGUCCAGAGCACGGAGGCUGCGACAGUCGCGCGACUGUUGCGCGAAAUUCGUGUCGUGUGUCGCGGGAACGAACCCGCGGCCCCCGACAGGUUAAUGAGGAAGAUCAGCCUCACUUGUCAUACAGUCCCUAUGAUUAAGACUCCUGCCGCUGAUGAUGAUCGUCGCGUCCGCCUCCGUUCCCCAGCGCCGUCUCCGGCCCCCUCGCCGGCUGGUAGCCCUGUACCAACACCUACUGGAUCACGAUUUUCGGUGACUCGAGUGACCCCCGAGCGGGAGAUGUCAGAUUCAACCCCCACGACCCCCACGACCCCCACCAGAUGUACUUCAUCAAGGUUUAAAGUUGUACAGGUGGUGGAACCGCAAGUAGUGAUGCCCAGGAAGUCUGUCUCGAGAUUCUCAGUUACGAGGAACUAUGACAGUACUUACAAUCCCACGUUACCACCGACCACGCCAUCGCCAUCACCAUCGCCGUCUCCGACACCGUCACCGGUACCGGACAGGAGCGAGAAGAUUGGCCCAACUCCUUUGAAAAAGGUUGGCCCAACCAUCGACGGUAGUGGCGCAAAGGUUGGCCAUAUCGAUAAGCAGGCAGCAAAUGAACGAUCGAAUAUUGAACACACACAGAGUGUUGACUUUAAAAAGACUAACACAGAUAAUAAAGAAACCACGAAUAAGAAAGAGACUGAGAUGCUAGCGGACUUCAGUUACGACGAGGUCCGCAUAAAAGAUGUUAUAUUAAAAGAUAAAGAUAAAGAUGUAAAAGAUAUAGAAGGUAGUUUGAUAAUUAUUGACGAUGUCAGAGACGAGGACGAAGAACCGUCGAGUGAAGCGGCUAAGGAUUUAGAUGUGUGUGAUGUGCUUGUGACAAGUGACUUCGGUGUCAAACGCCAAGUUAGUGACGAUAGUGUACACGACUCGGACAACGACGUGUUUAGUGAUAGCGGGGACUUUAAAAAUUUAGAUUUAGUGUAUAGUGAUACCUAUAACGGUGAUAGGAACGAACAAAUGUCUCAUAGUGAGACGGUUGGCGGCGGGAUAGAGACGGGUGUAGCGAGGUGUAUAGGUGUGAGCGAGACGGAUAGAGAUAUGACAAUUGAAACAGAUAAUAGUCUAACCAAAGUACAUCGCGACCAAAAUGUAAAUAAUAUAUAUAAGGAUGAUAAAGUAGCCAUAGAGGAUGAUGGGAAAGGUGUAGAUGUUGUAGAUUUAAACGUAACCGUUGUACCUGCUCGUGAUAGUGUAGUGUUAAAGAAGAAUAAGAGUGAAUCGAGCCUCGACAGCCCGGACCUGGAGGUGUCGAGGCUGAUGCGGAGACCUGUGAGUGCCUUCUGUGAUAGCAGCUCGUCGCUGGAGAUAUCCGGCAGCUCGAUGGAGAGUCUGAACACGGACAGACCCAGGCUGAUAAUCGACAAGCAUUUGUCCAAAGACAACAGCGUCGAGUCCACCAGUGAGGUGACACCAGUGAAUCUUAACGUAUCGAUAAGUUCCAACGAGAGCGUCUCGCCUAUUAUAUUCGCUAAGAAGAUCCACGGAUCGCUAUCCAGCCUGGAGGCGAGCGUCAGUUCGGUUGAAUCCGCUAAAGAGAAGAUAAUGGUGACGUCGGCGGAUUCAGGGAUAGAAUAUUCGUUACAAAACCCAUCCGAAAUGAAAGACGACAGUUCGUCCAAUGAAGGCACGCUGACGAACUGCAGUUCGAGUUUGAAGGAGACUAUGAGGAAGGAUUCGCAGGAUACCGUGACGCCGAAGCGAACGUCCAGCUUGUUGGAUGUACCGGCUCUGAAGUCCAAGGGCUUAGAACGGAUGAGGAAGAUAUCCUGGGUAGCACCGUCAGCAAGCUUCCAUCUCCCCAAAGCUGAUGAGAAAGUGGAAUACAAGCUGCCGGGGAAUCUGGAGAAAUUGCUCAGCCUCUUCCAACAUCCGAGCAGUCUGUUCUCUAGGAGUAGCAGUGACGAUGAGAGAAAAUCUAACUCCGGGACACCCCCGAGGAAGGAUUCGUCUUUAACCAGCUCGUUCUGGUCCUGGGGGAGUGUCGCCGAGAAGAACGACGAUGACAGUAUAUCGGAUGCAACAGACUCGACGCUGUCCGAGCGCGUGCAGGUGUCCUUCGUCGACGAAUCGUUCUCAAAGAAACUCGACAGCAAAACGCCUUCCACGGACACUGAUAACACUCUAAGUGAAUUUCAGUUUCCUAAUACGGAGAAAGUUACCGUAACCACCGAUAAAUUAGUACAAAGUUUAGAUGUAAGCGACUCGUGCUCGGCCAACCCGAGCGAUGAUCUCAUUGUGCCCAACGAUUUUGUAUACGAUGAUAACUUAAAAUCUGAAGAUAAAGUUGAUGUUAAACGAACCUUCGCCUCUGUAUUGAAGUCGUCUGGUUCGGAGAAUUCAUUGGAGAGGCCGAAUCCUGACGUGGGACAGACGGUCGAGAAGCUUCCCAGCAAGGUGAUCAAAGGCAUCAAGGAAAAUAUAAGCCCGGAGAAUACUUUGACGUCCAGUAUAGCGACGAAAGCCAUGGCUAUGGAAGUAGCGGAGAGACAGGCCAAAAAUAAACAAAUCGUCAACACAGUAUGGGAGGUCACGAAUCCGUUGACGGAGAAAAGUGAUACUAAAGUGACUGAGAAGAAGACUCAAAGUGACUUGGCGCCGAUAGCGAAUAUCGAUGAAACUUGUGACGUAUCAGCUGAUGACGUCAUCCAGCUGGCAUACAUCGAUGAUAAAGAAGAUGGAGCCGAUAAGGUUGAGAAGGUCCUGGAGAAUAUCGACCUAGGGAAGGACGCCUUAUCGUAUCUGAUAUAUGAAAACCAAGAUUACGAGGCGGAUACAGAAACUGUGUUGGCGAAUAGAUCUCAGGAAGGAUCUCUGGCUCAAGAACUGAGGGAUGCUGAGAUAAAGGAGAUGCUAGAUCUAUCACCUGAGUUGGUGUUAGACGAGGCCCUAGAAAUACCGGAGAUAUUCACUGUUGAAAUCAAGGGACGAAAAAGCUCUCCAGUUAUACCGGAGAGGGCGAAGAUGAAGAAGUCCAACUCGCUGGAGGAUUUGACGAAGAGACAGAAUCUAGAAGAGAAAGAGAGUCCUAAGAUGAAGACGAUAGCGUUCAAAGUCCCCGAGAGCACCACUCCCAGAGACAUACCAGAGAGACGAACGAAAUUAAGAUCUAGGAGCGGAUCCAGUCCUAAAUCAUUACCGGAGAGCCUGAACAAACCUUGUCCCUUGACGAAGAUGGAUUCCAUAUUAAGCAAGAAGAAGAAAAAAGUGUCCUCGCUGGGGAAAAUGGCGAAAGACUCGCUGCUAGCGUUGAACAUGAGCGAGGAGGAAAUCGCCGAGUUCAGACGCUCCUAUAAACUGACGUCGGUUGAGAGUCUAAGGUCUUUGGAGUCCGUGUCCGAAGAUGCGAACUCACACAGCGGGACCUCAUACGAUUCGAGAUGCCGAGCCUGUCUCCGGACCUCACAAGAGAGUCUCAUGUCGCUGGACUCCAUCAACGAGGACUGCAGGUGUGCCGAUGACGAGAAACGUCACCAUAGAUAAUAUGGGAGAAGUCGAACGGUUGGAUAUCGAAUACGACAUUGAAGUUGAAUAACGCAUGCGACAUACAAGUGUUUCAAUAACACACAUUUGUAAUCCCGACAUUCGCAUGCGACAUCUGAAGCCCGAAUCGUAUACGACAUAUACCGAAUUUCGUAUGCGACACGCUUAACGGAUAGUAUUACGCCAGACGGUUAACUUAUUAAUGUGUAAAGUUGAAUUGUACAUAAGUUGUUUUUUUAAAAAAAAAAAAAAAAAAACGCCACUCUUGAAAUAAAUCGCUGUUGUUGGGUAGUUUGAAAAAAAAUAUAUUUAAAGAAAAAAUAAUAAUAAUAAUAAACAAAUUUAAUAUUCGUUUUAUCUGAAAAGCUUCGCGAUUAUAACCGUUUUUAAACGCUAUCUACAGACUACUGUGGCUAUAAUGGGGUCGGAGUGUCCGACUACCGUCAGUUAAUACAUUGGACCAAUGUGUUACACAUAACUUUGCUCUGUGGAGUCGUUCCCGUGAGCUAUGUCAGAUUGACGUAGCCGCGUGUAUAGUGUUGAAGGGAUUCUCAGUAAUGACACGAUUAAUUUAAUAGAAAAAAAUAAAUUAUGUACUUAC